AUCCUGCGUGUUGUUUCUACAGGCUAAUCAAGACAAGAUUAAUCUGAAUUUCUAUUAAUUUCCAAGAUGACACUGAAGGAUGACAUACUGCGACUAGUUUUUACCGUAAAUAGCACCGGAUUCAUCCUUGUUGCAACGACCUUAUUUGUAUUCGAUGCUGUCGGCACAUUAUUCAUCAUAAAGAAAGUUCCAUAUACAGAAAUUGACUGGUCAACAUAUAUGCAACAGGUGGAAUGUUACAUGAAGAAAGGUGUGCGGAAUUAUUCACUGAUUGAAGGUGACACUGGACCCGUUGUGUAUCCAGCUGGUCAUCUUCUCACCUACAGUGUCCUGCAUUCAUUUACAAAUGCUGGGAAGGACAUUCGGACAGGACAGUUUAUAUUUAUGGGCAUCUACCUCUUAAAUUUAUUGGCGGUAUUUCGCCUGUACUACAAAUCAAACAAGAUUGCUCCUUUUGUUCUGCCGUUUUUAUGUUUUACGGGAUAUCGGAUUCAUUCCAUUUUUGUGCUGAGAUUAUUUAAUGAUCCAGUUGCCAUGUUCUUCUUCUAUCUAGCAGCUAAUUUCUUCGUGUCACAACAAUGGCUCUUCGGAUGUCUGCUGUACAGUUUUGCCGUAUCCAUCAAGAUGAACGUGCUUCUCUUUGCUCCAGCUUUGUUUUUCAUCUUACUGUUGAACGUUGGUGUAUGGCGGACCAUCCUUAAUCUGAUGUGUUGCGCGAUAGUACAGGUCUACGUUGGCCUUCCUUUCCUCAUGUACGAUCCUGUUGCCUACAUCCGCCGAUCUUUUGAUCUUGGCCGCGUUUUCCUUUUCAAGUGGACUGUAAACUGGCGUCUUUUACCAGAAGAGGUCUUCCUUUCACCGCGUCUUCACGUUGCGCUACUUACUUGUCAUCUGAUAGUGCUUUUAAUCUUUGGGUAUCAUAUGUGGUUUAGGUCACACGGAGGUCUACGAGCAUCUCUCAUCGAGCUUUCUCAUGGUAUCAGAACAAGGACAGGAGUGGCUGAAACGUUGUUCGCGCUGUUCUCAGCGAAUUUGAUUGGUAUUACGUUUGCUCGUUCUCUCCAUUACCAGUUCUACAGCUGGUAUUACCAUCAGUUACCAUUUCUUCUGUUCUGGAAUUCGAAUGGAACUGCUGCUAAUAAGCAACCAGUUUAUGUGCCCUGGUUAUCAAUUAUUAUAAAAGCCGCCGUUUUGGUUGGAAUCGAAAUUUGCUGGAAUGUCUACCCUUCAACUGUGCUUUCAUCUGCAUGCCUUCAUGUCUAUCAUAUUUCUAUCUUAGUUUACUUCGUUUUGACAAGAAUUGAGCGAUUUAAAAGAAAGUCAAAGUCUUCAUAAGGAUAAUUGAACCUAGAUUGUGGUUUUCGUAAGUCUAGUCUUUUUAUCUAUAAUGGAUAGUUCUGCGCUGUGGCCUAUCCUGCUCUUGUACUGGUUCUUGUUGAUUUUGUGAACCUUCUUGUGAUUUUCCACAGCAUUCCAGUUGUGAUAAUUGUUAACUUCUCAAUUGUUUUUAUAUUUAUUUAACUUUAUCGUUCAACCGGAACGUCGUUGUUGUGAUUAUGUGUCUGGGAGGGUUUG
This is a messenger RNA of Cylicocyclus nassatus, 1575 nucleotides long. The record is from the annotation of a GenBank genome assembly. NCBI's taxonomy places the organism in Eukaryota, Metazoa, Nematoda, Chromadorea, Rhabditida, Strongylidae.